CUGUCCCAUUGCAGAUCGAGUCACAACAAGAAAAAAGACUACAAAAUGGUACAAGUGAAUGAUGAGGAUAACAUGUUGCUGAAUCUGCCAUCGCAUAUUAUCAUCGACAUCCUAUCCAGACUGUCCACAAAAACUCUCUCCAGAUGCCGCUGCGUUUGCAAGCUCUGGCAGAAGUUACUUUCAGAGCCCGAGUUUUCCAGUUUUCGCAUCUUAAGACCACCUACUACCAGCCUUAUGAUACAUAAGAACUCCGAUUCUUCCUUCAACCUGGUGGAAUUUGAAGAUGAGCCUAACUACCACGACUUUUACUGCGUACCAGGGACAAAAUUCGAGCAACCCCCCAAAGGUCUGAGACAGAAUUGUAUGUCCAUGUUCGGUUCUGUCGAGGGAUUGAUUUCUUUUCACGAGUUUGGUUUCCAGAAUCCAGAUACAGUUUACUUAUGGAAUCCGGCUACGCAAGAGUCCAUCACUAUUCAGAGCGCUGGAGGUGUAAUGGAAUUUCCUAAUGUAACGAGCUAUGGAUUCGGAUUAAGCUCGAAAACUGGAGAGCACAAGGUGGUUAGGAUUUACCAAGAAGUUCUGGAGGAGAAUUUGUUGCAUGUAACCAGAUCUGAUUGUCAUGUUUACACACUUGGAUCAGAAGGGUGUUGGAGAUACACAGGGCAUGCCCCAUUCCUCUAUAGUUGUCGAGCGAACGGAGUUUUUCUGAAUGGUAAUCUGCAUUGGUUGAUUCGUGAUCCUGAUGGCAAGGAAUUCAUUUCUUGUUUUGAUCUAGACAAGGAGUCAUUUCAGCCCUUUCCAGCUCCUCCUGAAUUGGACGAACUAAAUCUUGCUAGCUUGGAGCUUUACCAAGAUUGUCUAAGCGUGUGUGACAACACUUCAGACUUUGAUAUAGUCAUUUGGGCGAUGAAGGAAUAUGGGGUCAAGAAAUCCUGGUUUAAGCAGUUUGUUAUCGACAAGCAUCCUAUUGAUCUGGUUGGUCAAUACUAUGAAGUUGUUCGGAUUCUCAAAGUUUUCAGGGAUGGAGAGAUUUUGCUGAUGUGGAGGGAUGAUCAGUUGAUUUCAUUUAACUCUAAGACCAAUUCUUUGCAACGUAUUGACAUGAACAGAUUCAUAUGUGCACCCGAUGAAAGUGAUGAAGAGCGCUUUCCUUGCAUUGAAGCAGUCAAUUAUGCUUCGAGCUUUAUUUCCUUGAGGAGAUUUGAUGUGGAGAUGGUCGAAAACACUUUUUAAAUUUGAAGUCUACAUGUAUUUGGGGAUUGAAACUUUGGUUUUGGUUCGAUCUCUAUGAUGAAUGAGUAUGUUAAUAUGGAUGUUUAUAGUAUAGAGUUGCUAUUUGUAAUACUAAAGGGGGGGAAAUUAAAUGUUAAGAGUAAUAGCUUUAUUAUUUUGUAGAAAUAAGGUUUGCGAGGCAGAGGAAAUAGAGGAACUAAAGAUCAAUUUUAGU
Coffea eugenioides is the source of this 1447-nucleotide messenger RNA. RefSeq names its product F-box protein At3g07870-like. The record is from RefSeq and is a predicted model, not a curated record. The transcript has a single exon. Bases 46 to 1233 code for a protein of 395 amino acids. Gene Ontology annotation, molecular function: protein binding. NCBI's taxonomy places the organism in Eukaryota, Viridiplantae, Streptophyta, Magnoliopsida, Gentianales, Rubiaceae.